Messenger RNA from Scylla paramamosain (green mud crab), 1112 nucleotides. Its product is annotated as keratin-associated protein 6-2-like. The transcript has 2 exons. The coding region runs from base 145 to 735 and encodes 196 amino acids. NCBI's taxonomy places the organism in Eukaryota, Metazoa, Arthropoda, Malacostraca, Decapoda, Portunidae. The record is from RefSeq and is a predicted model, not a curated record.
CCAGGGUCAGGAGGAAGUGGGCGUUGCGUCACUUGUAACAAGGUGUCACCACUGGGUGUGGUCAGGAUGGGUGGCAACGACGAUAUAUAGACAGAGGCAACGACUCCAGCGGCAGACACCAGCAGUCCAGCGCUUGCAGCAGCCAUGAAGGUUUGGAUCGUCGUCCUGUUGGCCGCCGUGGUAGCGGCAGAGCAGCACAAGCGUGCCGCAGCUCCUGAGCCCGAGCCCGAGGCUGAGGCUGAGGCUAAGGCUGAGGCCAAAGCAGAACCUGGCUUCGGCUAUGGCAUCGGUGGUUACGGUCACGGUAUCGGUUACGGCUACGGUAGCGGUUACGGCUACGGUACCGGGUACGGCUACGGUGGUCACGGAAUCGGUUCAAGCUACAGCGUAAGCUACGGCAUCCCCACCUACAGUGUGAGUUACGGCCCUACAAGAUACAGCGUCAGCUACGGUCACGGCUACGGUUAUGGUUAUCCUUCUUAUGGCUAUGGUUCUUACGGCUAUGGUCAUAGCAUCCACAAGCGUGAGGCUGAGCCCAAACCCGGCUAUCUUCUCGGUCACGGGCAUGGCAUCGGCAUCGGGCACGGUUUCGGCAUCGGCCAUGGCAUUGGGCACAAAACCAGCUACAGUGUGAGCUACGGUCAUCCCACCUACAGCAUUAGCUAUGGUGGCUACGGCUACCCUUCAUUCGGCUACGGACACGGUUACGGUUACGGCUAUGGCUACGGCCGCUGAGAACAGGGAAUAGGCAAGAAAAGACCCUUAACCGACGGAAUCACGACUGACGGUGUCCUGCAUCAACUCUCUUCAUCUUUCUUUCCCUCUCUUUACCUCUUUGAUUUCUGAACCCCCUGAUGACCUUGGCAGAGACACAUCUGUAUGGCCAUGGCUGACUUACCCCCCUCUCUCUCUCUCUCUCUCUCUCUCUCUCUCUCUCUCUCUCUCUCUCUUUCUUACACACACACACACACACACACACACACACACACACACACACACACACACACACACAUACACACAUACACACACACGCAUUUAAAAUAAUGGUAACUUUUGUAUCAAAAAUGUGUUUCUGAAAAAAAAAGAAAAUAUAUACAUAUAUGCAAGUCGAU